CAUAUCCAUAUAAAAAUUUAUAGUCGCCAGACAUUCUUAAAAACUAAAUUACUGUCAAGUAACGGAUUUGCAACGAUUUUUAAAAUAUUGUCAACUCUCAGUUCUAUGUCAUUAUGUCAACGAUUUACUACUUCAUUCUAAUAUCUUUUUUGGUGAAUAUUCGAAAUUCCAUUGCAACAAAUUGUCCCAAUUUGUCACAAAAUCAAGAAAUUGCCCACAACAUCUCCGAAGCAUUGGUGGAGAUCAUUGAAAAGUUUUACAUUUCGAAAUAUCGCCUUCGUAGCUUUAGUUUGCACAUUAAAGUUCAGAGUCCGCGAAAUAGUUAUUUCUUUGAAGAUGUUGUUGAUUCGAUGUGGAAGCUGUUGAAUGGUCGCAUUGAGAUGAUCCUUAGCAAUGGUAUACCGAUACCGGUUUCGAGUAAUAUACAAUAUUGUAUACUGUUGGUGGAUUCAAAGGAGUCAUUGGAAUAUCUCUAUAGAAAUAUUAUCACACAUCAUCUCUACAUUGAGGGUUCCUAUUUCAUUGUGCUGUAUCCUUGGCUCGCACCCUAUCAUUACUACGAUGAGUUGUACACGGCCUCCCAGCUGUGUUUGGAUGCAGGCAUAUCACAUGCCAACAUCCUUGUCUAUGCUGGUCAAAACACGAUACUAUUAUUUCACGAUCUACCAUUUACCGAAUUCCACUGUUGGGCCAAUGUACCGGUAAUUGAUAACAAAUUCUCCCAUGGCCAAUGGGAGCAUAUGGAAUUCUAUAUUCCCAAGGUAAAUAAUUUGUAUGGCUGUCCGUUGGUUUGUGCCACCUGGGAGGAGAUGCCAUAUUUAGAAAUUUUGCCGGAAUCAACAUCAACAGAACAUUUCCGGGGUCUGGAGGGAAGAAUGCUGGAUUACAUUGCGAAUCGCAUGAAUUUUACGGUUAAAAUGCGUUGGAUGACAGAGGAUGAGAUUAAUCGUACGCUUUAUGAUGAAAGGGGUAUUUUGAAGGAGCUCUUCGCCGAAGGUGCAGAUUUUGUCAUUGGCGGCUUCCACUACAAACCCACAUCGUUCGAUGAUAUCUACACGCCCACAACCACCUACUUUCUGAGCACUUUCUACUUUGUGAUCUCAGCCUACACCGAUCCAUAUGAUCCAUUUUCAAAACUAUUGCUACCAUUUCGUAGCAAAGUUUGGCUGAUACUCAUCUGGAUGUUGGUGCUGGGCAAUGCCUUAGUAAUCGGAGUCAUGAAAACCAAAUGCCACCUAAAAUAUGUUCUCUUUGGCAGACAUCCCCAUAGUCCCAUUUACAAUACGUUCGUCAUAAGUUUGGGUGGUGGCAUUUCGCGAGAUCCGAAGAUACCAUUUUCACGUUUCCUGUUCAUGGUAUGGAUGUUGGCAUCUUUUGUCUUGCGUACCAUUUAUCAGGGUCUGAUGUAUCACUUCCUAAGGCAUGAUGUGCAUAAGUCUCCCCCAAAAACCAUAGAUGCGCUGCUAAGAGAAAAUUAUACAAUUUUUAUUUCCGAAUAUAUUUAUAACAGCGUGGAACAUGUCAAAAAGCUACGCGAGAGGGCCGUCGUUUUGAAUACCACUGAACUGGAAAGUUUUCCCAUGGUAAAUGAGCCGAAAAAAUAUGGCUUCGAAAAACUUGCCAUAUUGACAACGCAUGAAUAUUUCGGUUACUUUCGGUGGUUUCAUCGCAACAAUCAGGGUUAUUAUCUGGUGCCGGAGGUGCUAUUCACCCAGCAGCUAAGUAUUUACAUGAUGAAGGAUUCAAUAUUCUUGAAUCGUUUCAAUAUGUACAUCAAGAGUUUUAUUAACGAGGGUCUGAUGCAUCGCUGGGAGAAGCAUUUGUUGACGAAGAAUACCUUUCGUAAAAUGAGCAGCGAUGAGCAACCCAAAGCCUUAGGAAUUUAUGAGUUAUAUGGGGCCUGGAAUUUGUGGAUGAUUUGUUUGGCAAUAUGUUUUGGGGUUUUUGUGGGAGAAAUUUUGGUUCAUUAUUUGGGUCUAUGGGUUAAGAGACGUCGUAGGAGAUGGCGAAAAAGUCAAAUGAAAUAUCAAUGGAUUGAUUAAG
Molecule: messenger RNA, 2043 nt
Organism: Musca domestica (house fly)
Lineage: Eukaryota; Metazoa; Arthropoda; Insecta; Diptera; Muscidae
Exons: 3
Coding region: 114-2042 (642 amino acids)
Source: RefSeq, a predicted model, not a curated record